UAUUCUCUUCUACAGAGGGACAGAAAAUGGACAGAAGAGGAGAGAAUAAAAAUGGAGGAAUCUGCUCUGCUGACCGAAGAGGAGCUUUCUGGAGAAUCUAAGUCAAAACCAUCAUACACUGAUGCUGCAGAACUGCUCUCAGCAGAUACUAAACUGUUCAUUCCUGAAGAGACUGAAGUCACUUCAGGGGAUGGGACCACCAUCUGUUACAGGUUUCAUUGCCCUCAUGCUGGUCUGUUUCAGUGUAAAAUUACCAGCCUUGUGUUUGAGAUGAAGGAGAAAGGGGAGGUGCUGUACAGAAUUGUCUCCUGGGAUGCUCGUCUCCUGGAUGGAUUAGGUCAGAUGCAGCCUGCAGGACCUCUGUAUGAUAUUGACUGCAAAGGAUUAAUUAGUCAUUUGUAUCUUCCACACUGUGAGAUACUUUCAGAUGAAAGUCAGCAAGCUGUGGUGCAUUUCACUGCUGGUAAUGUAGAGAUCAUUCCACCCCUCAGAGUGACGACCACUCAUGUGAUCAUAUGCAUCCAAGCACUUUCUCUCUUUGGCCUUUUAAGAAAUCUAUUCUCAGCUAAUCCCAUCAGUGGCCAAGUAUUACUCUUUCAUAAAAAACUGUCUGUCAGACAAAGAAUGAGUAAACUAAACAUCCACCUGUUGCCAAGGAAUGUGCCUGUUGAAGAGGUGAAGAAAAAACAUCCGUCCAGCAAAUACAUUGACACCAGCUCUAAAUGUCAAUUGACCCCUGGUAGAAAAUACAGGCUUUCCUGUGACCCUUAUGUAUCUCAGCCAGAGGAUGAGACAUUUGAGUGUGACUAUGGUCCCAACUAUCAUGCUACAUUUGAGGUGUUCAUAGACAUUGAUGCUGAGGAUGCCAAAAUAGGGCUGCUGGAUGAAGAUGAGCAGGAGGUGUGGAAGCCCCGGCUGGUCUUUCUUACAGAUAUUAGUACACAAGGAGUCAAACUCCAGACAGAAGCAGAAUGUGCUGCAUUUGUGGAUGCUCACAGGGAACAGCUCAUUCAGAGAGUUUCCUCUGUGAUGGAGAUACUGGACUGUUUAGAAAAGCAAAAAAUGAUCAGCAAGGAAAUGUACGAUAACAUCAAAGUUACAAAACCAUCUCAGGAACAAAUGAGGAUGUUGUACAAUGUGCUUAAUUCAGGAGGACGAGCUGUGAAGGUGGAAUUCUACAAAAUCCUUAAGAAGAAGCAGCAGCUCCUUGUGGAUGAACUGGAGGCUGGACCCAGCCAGGCUUAGAGGAUAUCGUCGCUGUCCAAUAAAACAUUUUUUGGUCGAUUUUUAGUUUACUACAUAAUUUGAACAGACAAACUGUCCCUUAUACUGUGCCUAAAUUUCUUGAUAAACGGACCAAUAGAAACUCUUUAAAAUGACUUGAAAUAAACUCUUUUUACAUUGACUAUCA
This is a messenger RNA of Astyanax mexicanus (Mexican tetra), 1411 nucleotides long. RefSeq lists its product as uncharacterized. NCBI's taxonomy places the organism in Eukaryota, Metazoa, Chordata, Actinopteri, Characiformes, Acestrorhamphidae. Gene Ontology annotation, biological process: regulation of apoptotic process; inflammatory response; innate immune response. The record is from RefSeq and is a predicted model, not a curated record. The transcript has 9 exons. Bases 52 to 1245 code for a protein of 397 amino acids.